UCUCUCUGUUUCUCAGACACACAUACACAAAUUGACUAUGUUGGGGAUCCUAUUACAUCAGAUUUUUAAAAUAUGUUUAUGUUUUAAUUUUCUAUUAAUAUUUGAAAAGGCAAUUAAGCUUUUCCAAAUAUCUCACCCAUUAUUUAGUUAUUGUAAAUUUACGUUUUGUCUUUUCCCUUUCUUUUGUCUGCUACUCAGAGAGCAGUGGUCGAUCACAUGCAAAGAAAGCAUUUUCCUUUCCCUUUGUUCCGGUCAAUUUGGAUCAUUUGCAAUAGCACCCCACCACCAUCAUCAACAGGCACACAGGCAUCACCCUCUCCCUCCCUUUUCCCUUCUCUCACUCUCUCUCUCUCUCUUUCACACACACACUCCCCAUCUCUUUACUUUGCAGCAAAAUGGUGCAUAAUGGGAGCAGGAAGAGGGUUGAAAAGACAAUGGAGUAAAUUAGCAAUAUUUCUUAAUGGGGGAACACUCCACAAGACCAUGAACAUCACAGACGUAUAUUGCUUUUGUCUGGAAUCACUGCAAGCUCAAACUGAACUAGCCUCACCUAAAACCUAAUAAAAUUCUGUCGCCAUUUACUCACUUUCAUGUCCUUCCAAUCCUGUAUGACUUUAUAUUUUUCUGUGGAACGUAAAAGAAGAUAUUUUGAAGAAUGCUGGUAUCCAAACAUUUAGGUUUUCACUGACAUUGGUUUCUGUUGUAUUUUUUGUCCAUAUGAAAUCACUGAUCAUUGGUCACCAAUAUAGCUAAGUCUGGGUACUGCCAUAUUUAAAUUAUGACAGGAAUGAAAACGAGGCUGCGGGAUAUCGAAGUACUACAGCAUGCGUUCAAUGCUUGAACCAUUGUUUAACAAAAUACCUAUUGUGCAGCUGCUGAAACAUAGACAAAAAACCCUUAAAACUGUUUUUAAAGUUGUGAGUUGGUGAAAAUGAUGUGAUCUAUUACAUUUACGCAGUGCGUACAAUUGUAUUAGUCUUUCCCUCACAGCCUUGUUUUCAUCUAAAUUCAGCGUGUCAUCUAAUCUGACUAGAUUCUUUCAAAUAUAUUUUAUGUUCCAUGUAAAAAAAGAAAGUCAUGCAGGUUUGAAUUAGUAAAUUUUUUUGAGGACUAUCCCUUUAAGGAUCAUACACGCGCCUAUAUAGUCAUAUAGGCCACACUUUACAAUGAACUAGAGAAAUUUAGUUUUGCUAUUUGUUAAUAAAUGUUGAUAUAUAUGUUUAUUGUAACACAAGAAAUCACUAAGAUUACUAAAAUUAUGUGUAUUGCCAAAGUCCCUUUGUCAUUCCUGUCAAAUUUUCUGUGCCCAUCUGAUAAUUAUUUCGUCAUGAUGAUGUAAUCCUUGAUGUAAACAGAAUUUUCAAAAGUUGUUUAGUUUCAAACAGGUUGAGGAAUAAUAUAACAGGUCCUUGAAUAACAGAAAUGUUUACAAUGAUCGUUAAACUGUUGCUUUUCAGCUCUGUAAUUAACACAGUUUAUAAUUGCUAUCAGUGCUUUAUUGAUGUCGACGACAGUCUUCGUAUGUGCUGGGGCCACGUUCUCACCGACUACAAUAUAAGGAACGUAGACUCUUGUUUCAAAACACUCGAUCGCAUAUUCAACAAUGAAUCGAGAGUAAUUGAAGCAGGAAAAGUAGGGAGAGGCUAUGACUUGAUGCUGAAGAAUAUCUUGAUGGCUGAAAUUAUGCCUAUAGUGGAGGAAUUUGACCAGCAGAAAAAUUAUGAUACAGUUUAUGAGUCCAGGCUACAGGCAGCAGCAAACAAUUUCAUUGCUGCAGCCUCAAGGCUGCCCAGAGCAUCUGAAUGUUUCCCCCCAUGUGGUUUCCAGGUUCAAGGUGCUGUUUAUAACUGCGUGACCUGUCAGUACGACUCCUGUGAGUUCCCGCUGGAUUGCCCUGUGAAGGAAAUCAAAGUAAACGAGAACAACAGGACUCAGAUGUGGUGUAAGGUCCCUUUCCUGCUUCCCACAGAUGCAGAGAUAAUCUGGAGAUAUUCAGUGGAGAGAACGGUGUUGAUGGAUCGGUUUGAUGAGGUCACGGUUGGAGUGGACCCACUUUACUUCAUCCCCUCUGCCCGGCCAGAGCACUCAGGCACCUACCAGUGUGAAAUAUUCUCCCAGGAGCACUCACUCGUCCGUAUCUACUACUACCUCACCGUAGUCCCUUUGGCACAGAUAGGCCAUGCAGAACUACAGGGUGUCUUUGAACAGGCUCUCCUCCCAGGAGGCCGAUUCCCUCCCCUGUCCUCUACAGAUCCAUUUACCUUAUGGCUGCCCAGUCCUGCGCUUGUCACCACCUGUCUGACUGCAAUGCUUCUGCUGGUCUUCUUAAGUCUAGGGGCACUACAUUGGUUAUCUUAUCAGACUGGGAACAAUGAGUGUGAUCCAGCCCAGGAAACAAAACUCACAGAAAAGAAGAAAUAUUUGAUUCACUGCUAACAACAGAAAUGCAAUUAAAUAUUAAGGCACAACUUGUUUCCCCCGUAAGCAUUUAUUUCUAUUUGAUUUUGGACCAGAUUAUUAAAGACUAAUUGAAAUAGUAUUAUAUAGAUGUCAGCUUUUGAAAAUGAAGAAGAGAACAUGUGUGAGCCAGUGAAUCUGAGUUUAUGAGUGAGGCUCUGCCCACUACAUCAAGUUAUAAAGCCUCUUUUAUACUACUAAAUAUAGCCAGACGUGACUCAAGGCGUUUCUCCUUUUAAAGUCUUUACUCAAUGUUUUGCUGCUGUUGUCCCAACAACCCAUUACGAGGGAAAUACUUUAUUGUACAGGGGAUUGCAACUUUCUGUAAUCUUUGUUGUGACGAUGUGUAUUUUAGAGCUGCUACAUCUUUUUUUUUUUUCUUUUCCCAUAAAUUCCGAAUACAUUUAAAUAAGCAGGUUUUUAGGGAUGAACUUUGUUGAUCACUAUCAUCACCACUGGUCAUAUUUCUGCUUCUCGUCUCAUUUGGCACUUCUUUACCUCUACUUAUCUACCCUGAGAUAAGAUGAUGUCCGCCAACUCAGUGCUGAAGUCAUGACUGUUAAGAGAAACCACCCAAAAUAGCAGACUACACAAUGUCAAAGUGAAGUGGAAAGUAGUAAUUCAAAGGCGCAACCUGUGCCUGUGCCUCUGGAUUUUAAUGUGUGAAGAUUUCAUGUACAGAAAAAGUCUCAGUUGGACUGUAAUAAUUGGUACUUGUAUGUCAAACAAAUACAUUUAGACAGAAUUAUAUGAUAUAGAUAUAAAUAUUGUUUUACAAGACUUCUAUUGUUUUAUUCUUCCUUUUGAUGUAAUCAUUACAAAGUUCUGAAUGUGAAAAAAGGCAGAGUUUCCUUGAGAAAACAAACUAUCCUAACUAUCAGAUGUGACAUGGAAACUUAGUCAUGUCUUCAGAGACAGUAAUGAGGACUGUUCUUUCCAAAGUUAUUAAAAAAACUGUCAAAAUGUUUGAUGACUAUCAACAUGAAAUGACUGUAGAGACAGAAAUGUUUUUAAAACACUGCUGGAAUCCAGCAGAAUGUGCCUUUAAUUGGAUUUCAAUUGAAGUGAAAAAAAAAAAAAUCCAUGGGAACUGUCAGUCCUGUCAAAUCAAACAAUCUGCCAAACUGCAGGCAAAAAUA
Messenger RNA from Carassius gibelio (silver crucian carp), 3596 nucleotides. It is a transcript of the gene spaca6, whose product is annotated as sperm acrosome associated 6. The record is from RefSeq and is a predicted model, not a curated record. Gene Ontology annotation, biological process: fusion of sperm to egg plasma membrane involved in single fertilization. Bases 1423 to 2436 code for a protein of 337 amino acids. The transcript has 9 exons. Lineage: Eukaryota; Metazoa; Chordata; Actinopteri; Cypriniformes; Cyprinidae.